AUGAAGUCCGGCGCCUUCUUGUAUGCCGUUUUGCUCGCAGCCGCUGCGGUGCAAACCCAUGGCUCGCAAUUUUCACUGAAGGCCAGUCUCGACCUUGACGGCAAAUCGUCGGACGAGGAACCGUUCACGUCCCCUGAGAUCCCCCACGACCACGUCCGACCAAUUCCUCAGCUGAAGCCCAAGACGAAGGAUCAGGAGGUGGCCAUCCGAUUCAAGCCGCAGAUCAACUUUGUCAACGGAUGCCACUCGUACCCGGCGGUGAACGAAGAGGGUGAGCAUGGCGGCGGUCUCAAACCGACGGGAGCUUUUGACGGCGACUGCGAGGAACCUACAUACGGGUCUCAAAUCUACGGGCGUGCGACUGUGCACAAAGGCAAACUGUGCAUUAUAUACGCUUUGUACUUCCCGAAGGAGAUGUCGAUUUUUGAAUCCAGCCACCGUCACGAGUUUGAGCAUGUUGCCGUGUGGACUGACGACCCCGAACGUGAAGAAGAGCCGGCGGUGCUGGCGGUUAGUGUGUGGACGGGCAAGCAGUACGUGGAAAUGGCUCCACCUGGCCCCGAAUUCAUGGACGGGGACAGCGUCCAGCUCAGGUACAUGAGCAGAGAUUCUUCUUCUCACAAGCUCAGCUUUACCAAGAAAUUUGGUAAAUCUCAGCCAUUGAUCAUGUGGGAUCAACUCAAGAAGGAAACUCGCUCUGCGCUGGAAACGGUGGACUGGGGCAAGUCACAAAUGCCCUUGAAAGAUUCCGAGUUCAUGAAGAACGUGGAAGGGUCGUGGCCUUUUGACACAGCGAAGUGA
This is a messenger RNA of Hyaloperonospora brassicae, 801 nucleotides long. The record is from the annotation of a GenBank genome assembly. NCBI's taxonomy places the organism in Eukaryota, Oomycota, Peronosporomycetes, Peronosporales, Peronosporaceae.